Messenger RNA from Drosophila serrata, 2594 nucleotides. RefSeq names its product Cytochrome P450 49a1 (gene Cyp49a1). Lineage: Eukaryota; Metazoa; Arthropoda; Insecta; Diptera; Drosophilidae. Gene Ontology annotation, molecular function: heme binding; monooxygenase activity; oxidoreductase activity, acting on paired donors, with incorporation or reduction of molecular oxygen. The record is from RefSeq and is a predicted model, not a curated record.
AACAGCUCCAACAGCUCAAAAACCCGGAGCUCCAUAGCUUUCGUAUUUGGUUUGGAUUUCUGUUUGGUGGAAUUCGGUUUCGGUUUCCGACUCGGAUUCGCUUGGAGCCAGGCAAAGGCAUCACAGAUCGGUGCAACAUAACAACUCCGCGUUGCGUGACAAAAGACUUGGCGAAUCUCCGCAUUUUAAGUGCCGCCGCUUGCUCUUCAAGUCUUCAAAUCUUCCGAGACUUCGAGUGACUGAGUGUGUGUGUGUGUGUGUGUGUGGGAAAUUGGCCAAACAACAAUAGAAAUCCGCAACAAAAGGCAUCCAAAGCGGUUUUAAUUGUGCACAAACAGCCGGGGCCUGAAGUUCGUGGAAAAAUCGGCACAGCUAAAUCGGUAACAAAUUGAUUGAAACUCAAUCUGGAAACUCGAUCGAACGAGAAAUACGAAUCGGAGGAAAAUUAACAAGAAACAAAACGAAGACUCCCAGGACUCAGCUCGGUUCAGGAUGUCGUCGAGCUUACGCAAAACCUCCUUGGCGCUGAUGAGGCGCUCCACUUCCAGCACCACCGUCAGCACCACCUUGCCACAUCCUGCGGCAGUGUCGCCGCCCAGCAGCGGUGUGGGCCUGGCGACGGAAAUUGAAAAAUCAAUUGCAAUGCAGCGACUGCGACAAGGAGAGGCGGCGAAUCUCAAGAAAUUAAAUGCCAGCCACCAGGUCGUGGCAGCAGCAGCAACCACUCAUCCAAAAGCCACGACAGCAGUUCAUGCCACAGCCACUUCCUCGACUGCGGCUCCUGCCGUCCGUCCCUACUCGGAGGUGCCGGGUCCAUAUCCCCUGCCACUGAUUGGCAACUCCUGGCGCUUUGCUCCCCUAAUUGGAACCUACAAAAUUAGCGACCUGGACAAGGUUAUGAACCAGCUGCAUGUCGACUACGGAAAGAUGGCCAAAGUUGGCGGUCUGAUUGGUCAUCCGGAUCUGCUGUUCGUCUUCGAUGGCGAUGAGAUUCGGAAUAUAUUCAAGAAGGAGGAGGCGAUGCCCCAUCGACCUUCGAUGCCCUCACUGCGCCAUUACAAGGGCGACCUGCGACGCGAUUUCUUUGGCGAUGUGGCCGGCCUAAUUGGCGUGCACGGACCCAAGUGGGAGGCCUUCAGGCAGGAGGUGCAGCACAUCCUGCUGCAGCCGCAGACGGCCAAGAAGUACAUACCGCCGCUGAAUGACAUUGCCAGCGAGUUUAUGGGCCGGAUUGAGGCGAUGCGCGACGAAAAGGACGAGUUGCCAGCCAAUUUCCUGCACGAGCUGUACAAAUGGGCCUUGGAAUCUGUGGGUCGCGUUUCCCUGGACACGAGACUGGGAUGCCUGUCGCCCGAGGGCAGCGAGGAGGCCCAACAGAUCAUCGAUGCUAUCAACACGUUCUUCUGGGCCGUUCCAGAACUGGAGCUAAGGAUGCCCCUGUGGCGUCUAUAUCCCACCAAGGCCUAUCGCAGCUUUGUCAAGGCCUUGGACCAGUUCACAGCAAUCUGCAUGAAGAACAUUGGAAAGACCAUGGACAAGGCCGAUGCGGAUGAGGCCCAGGGACUGCCCAAAUCGGAGGCCGCAAUCUCCAUUGUGGAAAGGAUUGUGCGAAAGACAGGCAAUCGCAAGCUGGCUGCUGUUCUGGCCCUGGAUCUGUUCUUAGUUGGUGUGGAUACAACCUCAGUGGCAGCCUCUUCUACCAUCUAUCAGCUGGCCAAGAAUCCAGAGAAGCAGCACCGUCUCUUUGAGGAACUGCAGAAGGUGUUUCCCCAUCGCGAGGCUGAGAUCAACCAGAAUGUCCUGGAGCAGAUGCCCUAUCUGCGUGCCUGUGUGAAGGAGACUCUGCGAAUGCGACCCGUGGUGAUUGCCAAUGGAAGGAGCCUCCAGUCGGAUGCUGUCAUCAACGGCUACCACGUGCCCAAGGGCACGCACGUCAUCUUCCCCCAUUUGGUGGUGUCAAACGAUCCCGCAUAUUUCCCGGAACCCAAACGCUUUCUGCCCGAACGCUGGCUGAAACAGUCCACGGCGAGUGCAGAUGCAGGUGGAUGUCCCCAUGCCAACCAGAAGAUUCACCCGUUUGUAAGUUUGCCCUUUGGCUUUGGACGUCGCAUGUGCGUGGGUCGCCGCUUCGCCGAAAUUGAGUUGCACACGCUUCUGGCCAAGAUCUUCCGCAAAUACAAGGUCUCGUACAACUCGGGGGAGUUUGUGUACCGUGUGAACUCCACGUACAUUCCGCAGUCGCCGUUGAAUUUCAAGCUGACGCUGAGGGAGGAGUGAGCAGCUCUCCGAAGGGACACACGGACCCAGAGCUGUUUUCUGCUCAUUUCUAAGCUGCAGCCAGACACACGGCGGAUGUGUGAUAUUUAUAGUCAAAGCCCAGCUGCUGCUGCUGCUGCGAUGUUUCUUUUUAAUUAAGCAAAUGUACAUAAUAACGCAGUGCGGACAGUUACAGAGCAACGCGCAUCCAUGGACAGAUAUUUAUGUGGGUGCGUGUUGCUGAAUAAACGUCGUGUAUUAAUGUGGAUACAUGUGUAUAUAGAACCCAUUAUAUUCGCUCCCCCAUAUUUCUAGUUCUAGUGUUUCCUUUUGUCGCC